Messenger RNA from Echinostoma caproni, 1092 nucleotides. The record is from the annotation of a GenBank genome assembly. NCBI's taxonomy places the organism in Eukaryota, Metazoa, Platyhelminthes, Trematoda, Plagiorchiida, Echinostomatidae.
AUGCGCUCUGCAUCGAUCAAACUAUUACGUCUGACAGAAAACUGUGGAGUGGUAGAUCAGCCUAUUAAUACGUCCGCCAUUCUAUGGUUCUUUUUGAAUCUAGCCACGUCGGACCUCGAAAUUCAAAAUGGUUGGAUAAGCCGCACCCGUCAUGGUCCAUUGGCCGACAGACUGUCCGCGAUGCGCCAAUUUGUCGCAACUAAUUCUUCAAUUCUUACGAAAUACCCAGUGCUUUUUACACAGCUUGCUGCAAAUUACGAGGCGAGUCCAUGGAUUCGCCAACUCGGAUUGUCGCAACUCCAGUCUGAGAUCGACUCGUCCGAUGUCAAUCGGUUCCAUUUCCUCGUAAGACGUCAAGCAGAGACCGAUGCCCGUGCGCUAAUGCCGCACACAAUUCAUCAACCUACAGAAGUAGCUACCGUAGUCGCCCUCAGUCCCGACAGUCAUGUACUGGUGUAUGGUACCAUAGCAGGCGCUAUUUCUGUGGUCGAUGCUAGCACACUGCGGGAAAUUCGUUCCUUCUAUGGCCAUGGAGGUGCAGUUCUCAGUCUGUGCUUCCUAGAGGACUACCGAACAGCGACGGCCGCCACUUACCGUAAAUCACAAUCCGAAUAUAGUUUGGCAAGCACUGCUCAAGACCAAACCGUCUGUUUGUGGCUCAUUCAGGGUUUGGGAAACACGGAAGAAAGCGUCGGUCGUCGAUUGAUAUCUUGGACUGGACCACAAAGGCGAGCCAUUACUUGUAGUGCCUGGCAUCCAGAUUUAGGUCUGCUCGCAACCGGUAGUUUGGAUUGCACAGUUGUAUUGUGGAAGCCACCACGUACGUUGCGGGAACUCAGCCCAAAGCAGACGGAAUCAGGCACGUCAGGGUCCUCACGUCCAUCUGAUUACAGAAUUUUAAGCACUCAAAAUAGUCCGGUCAGUUCCCUGGUAUUUCGGCUUCCAAACGAUGCUGCCUCACAACCACAAACUGAUUUGGCUGUGGGCUGCUGGGACGGAAAAGUGCGCAUUUUCGAUUUGACGGAACUACGAUUGAAGACGGUAAGUUUUCAACAGUUGAUGUUGAACCAUAUUUAUUCAAAACGAAAUUGA